This is a messenger RNA of Porites evermanni, 333 nucleotides long. NCBI's taxonomy places the organism in Eukaryota, Metazoa, Cnidaria, Anthozoa, Scleractinia, Poritidae. The record is from the annotation of a GenBank genome assembly.
AUGAUGGAAAAUGAAGACAUCACCUCAUCAUACAUCACCACUUGCGUUUUGAACGCUUUCUUAUCUUACACCGCUGUUAUGCUAAACUGUUUAACGAUCUACGCCUUAACAGAACUCUCAUCAUUACCAAGACCUUUAAAAACGCUGCUUCUAAGCCUGGCUGUUUCUGAUCUGGGUGUUGGUUUGAUGGUACAGCCUUCGUACAUUGCGUCUCUUGUCAUGGAAAUGGAACACAAAACUGAAAACAAUCCAGCCUAUAACAUAACCUACAAACUCUAUGUUUUCACGGUGAAUUUGUUUGGUUUUGCGUCUUUCUUCGGAGUAACAUUUUAA